Scheffersomyces stipitis CBS 6054 is the source of this 627-nucleotide messenger RNA. RefSeq lists its product as uncharacterized. The record is from RefSeq and is a predicted model, not a curated record. Gene Ontology annotation, biological process: protein import into nucleus. The transcript has a single exon. NCBI's taxonomy places the organism in Eukaryota, Fungi, Ascomycota, Pichiomycetes, Serinales, Debaryomycetaceae. Gene Ontology annotation, molecular function: nuclear import signal receptor activity. Gene Ontology annotation, cellular component: nucleus; cytosol. Bases 1 to 627 code for a protein of 208 amino acids.
AUGUUCGGAGCCGUGUGUUCAGGAAGACCCAUUCAAUUGGCAAACCAGGUCGAAGCCAACAAAUACGUAAUUAGCAUCCCACAGGCCUCAGGGCUCUCGUUUAUAGCCAUCUUUCUAUUGCCCAACUCAGCAUUCACAGAUGUAAACUACACGGCAUUGGUUUAUUUUCAGUUGCCCGACUCACAGGAGUAUAAACUACUCGGAGGAUUAAACCCAGCAAAGCCACUGGCUAUAUAUAGACUUAAUAAUACAAAUGCAAAAGCUCAGAAACUGAUCCAAAAUGAUGAUAUGGAUAUGAAUAUCGAAGAUUCUACUGCUGAUGUGAAUGACACUACUACUAUUAAUAUUGGAAUCUCAAUCGAAACAACUGCUCAAGCAGAACAGCUUAUAGCUCAGGAAAAAAUGAAGACUUCAUCAGCUUUGGUGCCACAUCUUCCUGAGAGUCUGCAGCAACCAGAAUCAACAGCUGCUUUGGCAAAUAAAAUCGUAGGACACGCAUAUAACUACUUGGGUAGUUUCAUUGACAAUGCGGGAAAGGUUCCAAUGAAAGCAUUUGACUCAUGGUGGGAUAAAUUUAAACAGAAACUAGCAACCAAUCCCAACUUCUUGGAUACACUUCAGAAUUAG